AUGAGGUCCAUCGUGCUGCUCCUGGCCACCGUCGCCGCCGUGCAUGCUGGAGCACUGGAUGAAGCAGAUCAUGAGGGUGUCAGCAUUGCAAAGCGACACGCCCUCUACGGCUUGGGGCUGGCUGAUUCUGCCGCCCAGGCGCAGGCCCAGGCACAGGCCGCUGGGCUCGGGGGUGGAUACUACGGUGGGGGUGGAGCUGCACUGAGCCAGGCACAGGCACAGGCGCAGGCUGCUGGGCUGGGCGGCGGCUAUCACGGCAUCUGGAAGCGACACGCCCUCUAUGGCUUGGGGUUGGCUGAUUCUGCUGCCCAGGCACAGGCCCAGGCACAGGCCGCUGGGCUCGGGGGUGGAUACUACGGUGGUGGUGGAGCUGCACUGAGCCAGGCACAGGCACAGGCGCAGGCUGCUGGGUUGGGUGGUGGUUACCAUGGCAUCUGGAAGAGACACGCCCUCUAUGGCUUGGGGUUGGCUGAGUCUGCUGCCCAAGCACAGGCCCAGGCACAGGCCGUUGGGCUCGGGGGUGGAUACUACGGUGGGGGUGGAGCUGCACUGAGCCAGGCACAGGCACAGGCGCAGGCUGCUGGGCUGGGUGGUGGCUACCAUGGCAUCUGGAAGAGACACGCCCUCUACGGCUUGGGGCUGGCUGAGUCUGCUGCCCAGGCACAGGCCCAGGCUCAGGCUGCUGGGCUCGGGGGUGGAUACUACGGUGGGGGCGGAGCUGCACUCAGCCAGGCACAAGCACAAGCGCAGGCCGCUGGGCUGGGUGGUGGCUACCACGGCAUCUGGAAGCGACACGCCCCCUAA
Molecule: messenger RNA, 804 nt
Organism: Schistocerca piceifrons (Central American locust)
Lineage: Eukaryota; Metazoa; Arthropoda; Insecta; Orthoptera; Acrididae
Product: glycine-rich cell wall structural protein 1.8-like
Exons: 2
Coding region: 1-804 (267 amino acids)
Source: RefSeq, a predicted model, not a curated record